AUGGAGACGAGGUUUGUGGUCAUAACUUUCCUUAUAAUCUACAUACUGGCCCAAACGAAUGCCAAUUGUGGCAAGAAGCCAAUUGUGGACGGGAAUUGCGACCAGAGAAUCAAGGGAUUUACUUAUGAAACCGCAGAAAACAGAUGCAAAAAGUUUAGGACAAAGGGUUGCACAGUGGGCAGAAACUAUUACCGCACCAGAAAUGAGUGUAAUUCCAAGUGCAAGGGAUGUAUAAAUUUGGGUGGCUUCAUGAACCGAGAUUCGGAAGAAAGUGAAAUCGAUGACUCCUGGAAGAAUGGUUCGGAAGCAGGCGAAGUUGAAACCAUCUCGAAAAGAGUUCUUCCGAAGUUGGUUAACAGAGGCUUGGAGAGAAAAGAAAUCGUUGACUUCCUUGUGGCAUCCAAUCAGUUUAUGGACAUGGUAGCAGCCUUCUUAUAUUUGCUUCGAUCACUUUGA
Molecule: messenger RNA, 456 nt
Organism: Drosophila erecta
Lineage: Eukaryota; Metazoa; Arthropoda; Insecta; Diptera; Drosophilidae
Gene: Sfp24Ba
Exons: 2
Coding region: 1-456 (151 amino acids)
Molecular function (GO): serine-type endopeptidase inhibitor activity
Source: RefSeq, a predicted model, not a curated record